AUGACCGAUAAAGCCAAUCCAUGUAUCAUCACCAUGUCAUCAUAUCCAUCGAAUCCCAUGUCCGAGGAGCAGCAAUGGGUGGUUAACAUCCGUCGAUCACUCGAAGAAGAAGAAGAAAUUGGACCUGAACUAGAAAUCCCAGCAUCCAUUUUCCAUGUUCCAAAGCUAUUAAUGUCUACUGAUCCAAAUUCAUACAUUCCACAUAUAGUUUCUAUAGGUCCCUACCACCAUUGGCGUCCGCAGCUUUAUGAGAUGGAGAGGUACAAAGUUUCAGCUGCAAAGAUGAUUCAAAAACGGCUCCCCCAGAGCAUUAGAUUCCAUCAUGUUGUGGAUCAAUUGAUCCAACUGGAGCUUAAAGUUCGCGCAAGCUAUCAUAAAUACUUGCAUUUUAGCGAUGAAACGCUAGCAUGGAUGAUGGCAGUUGACGGUUCAUUCUUACUUGAGAUACUGCAAGUCUAUGGCAAUAAAGAAGGUAAGGUGUUCGAUAGAAUUCCUUCGAGAAUAUCGCAUUUGGUCGACAAUGCAGGGCGAAGGACGUCAGCUCACAAUGCGAUUCUUCGCGACUUGGUGAUGUUGGAGAACCAAAUCCCAUUACUUGUACCGAGAAAGAUUUUGGAAGUUCAGUUUCCGUCAAUUAAAUUGGCUGAUCAAAUGCUGCAUCCGAGGUUAGUCGGUUUGUGUAAAGAGCUUUCACCAGUAAAGAUUACAGAGGAAAUGCCAACGAUUGACAUUUCAGAGACUGCUCACUUGCUUGACUAUUUGUAUCACAUGAUUGUGCCUAAAUUAACAGAAGCCCUGCCUUCAGAGGUAACAGAUGAAGUUGUAGGGCGCGAAGAAGAAACCGAAGCCGUGAAAGACAAAGAAGCAUCUUAUUCUUACUCAAGCUAUGUAAUUCAAGUACUUAAUGAGACAUGGAAGCUUCUCCAGAACCUAGACAAGGGUCUCUCACGGCCUCUUAGCGUUGCAUUCAAGUUUCCUUGGACAAUUCUCUGUUCAAUCUUGAGAGGGCCUAUUUUACAUAUGUCCGGGUCAUCACAAGACAAGGAAGAAAGCAAACUAGAAAAUACGAGUAGUGACUCGGACAUCGAAAAGCCACCAUUGAUGGAGGAGAUAGCAGUUCCUUCUGUCUCCAAAUUAAGCAAAUCCGGUGUCCGGUUCUUACCCACAAAUGGUAACAUUUUAAAUAUAAGUUUUGAUGUCAAAACGGUUACAUUUUACCUUCCUGUGGUUACAUUAGAUGUGAACACUGAGGUUGUGUUGAGGAACUUGGUGGCUUAUGAGGCAUCGAGUGCAUCAGGACCGUUGGUUUUUACGCGAUAUACAGAAUUGAUGAAUGGGAUUAUUGAUAGUGAGGAGGAUGUGAAGUUGCUGAGAGAGAAAGGGAUCAUCUUGAAUCAUCUGAAGAGCGAUGAAGAGGCCGCGGAUUUGUGGAAUGGUAUGAGUAAGUCUAUUAGGCUUACUAAAGUGCCAUUCUUGGAUAAAGUGAUUGAAGAUGUGAACAAGUAUUACAAUGGCAGAUGGAAUGUUAAAGCCAAGGGAAUGAUGAAGCAAUGUGUGUAUGGUUCUUGGCCUAUCCUCACAUUCUUUUCUACUAUUUGUCUUUUGAUCCUGAUGGGAUUACAAGCUUUCUGCUCUGCCUAUUCCUGCCAUCAUAUCAAAAUCACUUCUAGUGAUUCAAUUUGAGCUCGAAAUUACUUAUUUCUACGAAAAAUAUGCAUUCAGACAUCUCAUGGACACUCCAACAAGAUCGCAAUGCCAUUGAGGUAUUGGAAAUUCAUUUUAGCAAAUAUUUGUUCAAACAUUCUUAAAGGGAAUAAAAUACGAUUACAGAUGAGCCUGGAAAGUCAGGGGUUACUCGAGUAUCAGAAUUUGUUGCCUGUAUAUAACCUGAGAUAGAUUUUGGUUUAUUGUUCUUUAAUUUGUAUUUGUUUUUUCUUUGAAGGUUGUAUUUUAUUAUACCAAUCAACGUUUAGCUUAAAAAGCAAACACAAA
Tripterygium wilfordii is the source of this 1992-nucleotide messenger RNA. Its product is annotated as putative UPF0481 protein At3g02645. Lineage: Eukaryota; Viridiplantae; Streptophyta; Magnoliopsida; Celastrales; Celastraceae. Bases 1 to 1683 code for a protein of 560 amino acids. The record is from RefSeq and is a predicted model, not a curated record. The transcript is spliced from 2 exons.